GUUUGAUUCCACUAAAACCAUGGAGUACUCCAAUUCAAGCAACACAGAUGAUCAUCCUCAAUGCUGCCUGGAAAUAGCCAUGGAGGUUCACAGAGUUGUCCCACCACCCCAUGAAAUAGCCAUUCGCAAGCUCAAAACCACCCUCAAAGAAACUUUCUUCCCCGAAGACCCUUUGCGCCAAUUCAAAGGCCAACCCGCCAACAAGAAAUGGAUCCUCUCGGCUCAGUACAUCUUCCCUAUUCUCCAAUGGGGUCCUACUUACAGUCUCAACCUCUUUAAAUCAGAUGUUGUCUCUGGUCUCACCAUUGCUAGCUUAGCCAUCCCACAGGGCAUCAGUUAUGCCAAGCUUGCUAAUCUCCCACCAAUUGUUGGUCUCUAUUCUAGCUUUGUGCCUCCUCUUGUAUAUGCUGUACUUGGAAGCUCCAGGGACCUUGCAGUAGGGCCUGUUUCCAUUGCUUCACUUAUACUUGGUUCCAUGCUUAGACAAGAAGUAUCCCCUGUCAAUGAUCCUGUCUUGUUCCUUCAACUAGCUUUUACUUCAACUUUCUUUGCUGGUUUUUUCCAAGCUUCUUUGGGAUUUUUAAGGCUGGGAUUAAUUGUUGAUUUCCUCUCCAAGGCGACGCUUAUCGGUUUCAUGGCUGGGGCUGCUAUUAUAGUUUCUCUGCAACAACUGAAAGCCCUUCUUGGAAUCACUCAUUUCACUAAAAAAAUGGGUUUGGUACCAGUUCUCAGCUCUGUUUUCCACAACACAAAGGAGUGGUCUUGGCAAACAAUACUGAUGGGCUUCUUCUUCCUGGUGUUCUUGUUACUGGCAAGAUAUUUUAGCAUUAAAAAACCAAAGCUGUUUUGGGUAUCAGCUGGCGCACCUCUGGUUUCAGUCAUCCUCUCCACCCUUCUGGUUUUUGCAUUCAAAGCACAGCGCCAUGGCAUCAGUGUGAUUGGAAAAUUACAACAAGGAUUGAAUCCUCCUUCAUGGAAUAUGUUGCAAUUUCAUGGAAGUCACCUUGGACUUUCUAUAAAAACUGGCCUUGUUACUGGCAUCAUCUCCCUCACUGAAGGCGUUGCAGUAGGAAGGACUUUUGCUGCUCUCAAGGAUUACAAAGUGGAUGGCAACAAGGAAAUGAUGGCGAUUGGGCUGAUGAACAUGAUCGGCUCCACCACUUCCUGCUACGUCACGACCGGUGCCUUUUCUCGGUCCGCGGUUAAUCACAACGCGGGGGCGAAGACCGCAGUGUCCAACGUAAUAAUGUCUGUCACGGUUAUGGUGACCCUCCUCUUCCUGAUGCCUCUAUUCCAGUACACCCCAAAUGUGGUGUUGGGAGCUAUCAUCGUGUCGGCCGUGGUCGGCCUUAUCGACAUUCCGGCUGCCUGUCAAAUUUGGAAGAUCGACAAAUUCGAUUUUGUCGUGAUGUUGUGUGCUUUCUUUGGUGUUAUCUUCAUCUCGGUCCAAGAUGGUCUAGCCAUUGCGGUUGGGAUAUCUAUUUUCAAGAUCCUCCUGCAAAUUACUAGGCCAAAGACAGUGAUGUUAGGGAACAUUCCCGGGACAAAUAUUUUCCGCGAUCUUGACCAUUAUAAAGAAUCGAUGAAGAUCCCCGGUUUCCUUAUCCUAAGCAUCGAAGCUCCGAUCAACUUCGCUAAUUCGACAUAUCUGAACGAAAGAGUAUUGAGAUGGAUAGACGAAUACAAAGGAGAAGAUCAUAAGACGCAAUCGAGCCUUCGAUUCGUGCUUUUAGAGAUGUCAGCGGUGAGCGGCAUUGACACGAGCGGCGUAUCAUUCUUUAAAGAACUGAAGAAGAUGGUCGAAAAGAAAGGCGCCGAGCUUGUGUUGGUGAAUCCUCUGGGAGAAGUGAUGGAAAAACUGAAGAAAUCAGAUGAAAGUGGGGAAUUCAUGAGACCGGAUUGCUUGUACUUGACGGUAGGGGAAGCUGUGGCUACGCUUUCAGCAACAAUCAAAGUGCAACCAUCCACUGACGUCUGAAAAACCAAAAAUGUAACUCGACAAAGCUAUCA
This is a messenger RNA of Hibiscus syriacus, 2010 nucleotides long. RefSeq names its product probable sulfate transporter 3.3. NCBI's taxonomy places the organism in Eukaryota, Viridiplantae, Streptophyta, Magnoliopsida, Malvales, Malvaceae. Gene Ontology annotation, molecular function: secondary active sulfate transmembrane transporter activity. The transcript is spliced from 10 exons. The coding region runs from base 20 to 1978 and encodes 652 amino acids. Gene Ontology annotation, biological process: transmembrane transport. The record is from RefSeq and is a predicted model, not a curated record. Gene Ontology annotation, cellular component: membrane.